AUGAAGUAUUGCUUGCAAAGUUCCGCACAAUGGCUGCUAAACUGGAUUGGAAUUCUCCUCUCUUUUGGUCAAUCUUGUGCUUUGGACAUUGGUAGUCGCUUUCAAGUCGAAAUGGGCCAAGGCCCCAUCACACGAUCUGGAAGAGGUACCUACGGUGGAACCUGCUAUGGCACGAGUGCAGAUCUGAGUGCCAUCUAUACUGAGGCAAUUGACAUGGCUCAGGUGGCCUUGGACUCGUUGAACAGCUAUGCUACUAGUGCGACGGUGCGCGCAACUGUGGAGACAUUCUUUGGAAUACACCCCGAUUCGUCGACACCUACCACAGUGUCAGCCGUUAACUCGGCACAAUUCACUUAUGUCAAAUUUGUUUUCGAGCAAAUCAUUGCUUUCUCAGCACAUAACGAGGAUGAUCCAAUUCCUCAGGUGCAUUUCUUUUGCGACGAUAGCUGGCGAUGGAAAACUGAGAUGGUCUAUAGCCCUAAUGGACAAAUGACUGGCGAAACAAUCUUGAAGAAAACAGGUGGUGCUGUUGAAUGGAACUGGUGGUCUCCUUUGUUCAAAACAAACAUGGGCACCACCCCGGGUUGUGCUCUCACUGACACCUCAGCAACGUUAGGUUUCACAACCGUAGACAAACCAGAGGACAUCUACGCAAUUACCAUGUGUCCAUAUAGCUUUCGAGAUAAAGCAAAGCUUACUCUUAGUCCUUGGCGCUCUAAAGCAAAAAUAAUUGCAGACGGGGCGGGACUAUACAAAGCUCUUUCAACACCCGGAACUUUUCUGCAUGAGCUAGCACACUUGGUCACGAAACGUGUUGUCACAGAUGCAAAGCUCAAUAAUGGGCAAACUGCUUACUUUCCUGCAAAUGUGGCUCAACUUGCAAGAGAAUCAAAUGAAAAAGCUGUCAAGAAUGCCGAUAGCUAUCAGUGGUUUGCUAUUGCUAUGUAUCUUGAUCAAUGUGACUGGUCGCGAGAGAUCUGCGCUCAGAGCACCAGUGUAUCAACUGCAGCUAAGCGAUCGGACAAUCAAACCAGUACUGAUAUACCCCUGAUGCGAAUAUUGAACCGACGGAUAUUGCUCCCUGGCAGAGUUGUGACUCCAUUAGAUUAG
Messenger RNA from Trichoderma gamsii, 1110 nucleotides. RefSeq lists its product as hypothetical. NCBI's taxonomy places the organism in Eukaryota, Fungi, Ascomycota, Sordariomycetes, Hypocreales, Hypocreaceae. The record is from RefSeq and is a predicted model, not a curated record. Gene Ontology annotation, molecular function: metallopeptidase activity. The coding region runs from base 1 to 1110 and encodes 369 amino acids. The transcript is spliced from 4 exons.